AUAUCCAUGCAAAGUUGAAGGGUUGAUUAGUUUUAACCCCAACAAUGGAUUUAUAAGCACUACUAGUAGUGAACUUGCCAUUAGGAGUCUUGCUCCAGUACAUGAUGUCCUCCUUGUUAGGAUUGGUAUGAGCAAAUGUAUAUCUAAUGCAUUGGAGGAGAUGCUGGGGAAGCUCAAAAUAGAUACUGGAGAGAUUCUAGCCAGUAGGAGAGAGCAUAGUGUCAACAGUGAGAUUCUCUCCAUUCUCAGGAAGGGGCCCUGGAUGAGAUCCCUAAUAGGCUGCAUGUGGGGGGAUCCAUCUAUCAGAUAAGAACCUAGCUUUGUUUCCCUUAUUCAUAUGACAAUUGACCCCCUUAGAGCACCCUCUCCACCCUGUUGGAUGUUCUUCCAGGUUCUAGAGAUAGUCGUAUUAGUACAGGGUGAUCUACAAGUCCUUUGGAAUUUAGUGGUGAGGAUUCUUCCCCAGAGGGAGGAUGGAUUGUUGGCCAACCUCCAAGCCAAGCUGGCAUAAAGUGCCUUGUUUCUUAGAUCAGCUUUCUGGAGCCCAAGGCCCCCAUUGUUCUUGCAUUUUAUUAGGGUGUCCAAGAUAAAAAAGUGGGUCUUUUUUUUUCCAUUUUUAGAUCCCCAGAUGAAGUCCCUUUGAAUUUUAUCAAUAGUGUUGAGGACUUUGAUGGGGAUUUUGAUGUACUGCAUUAUGUGAGUAGGCAUGCUGCUUAGGGUAGCUUUAGCGAGGACAGUUCUGCCAGUCAUGUUGAGGAGCUUGAUUUUCUAACCAGCAAGUUUACUGGCCAUGUUAUCAAUGAUGAAUUGAAAAUAAACAUUUAUAGGAGUUUUGUGGAAGAUGGAAAAGUCAAGGUAUUUACCAAACUCAGUGCUCUUAUCUAUGCCCAGUACAUUAGAGCAAUUCAAAGCAUUAUGGCUUGAUUUAUUAAUGGAAAAGAAGGCCCUGAAUUUGGCUUUGUUAAUUUUCUGGCCGGAGGCUGCACUAAAGUUGGAGAUGGUUGAGAGGAUAGCAUUGCAGUUGGCUCUAUCAUCUCUAGCAAACAAUGUGAGGUUAUCUGCAAAGAACAGGGCUCUUCUGCAGCAGAUGGGGAACCUGCUGGUCCUCCAUGAAGACAGGAGCACAAAUGCUGUUGCGGACAGGCUAGCUAAGGAGGGCAAUAAGUUAGCUCAGGACUCUUUUUGUGAAGAAUGGGUAGUUCCACCAAUGUUUAUUCGUAAGGAGUUGGAAUUAGACAAGGAGGGAACUACACUUGUAGGGCAAUAUAUGUCUUUAUCUAUGGAUAUUUGUAUUUGUAGUGCUAGGAAAGAACUUUCUCCGGCUAGACUUGUGCUGACUAUCUGUACUAAUGACUAACUUUUAGUAGUAAUGAA
Molecule: messenger RNA, 1374 nt
Organism: Capsicum annuum
Lineage: Eukaryota; Viridiplantae; Streptophyta; Magnoliopsida; Solanales; Solanaceae
Exons: 2
Coding region: 842-1357 (171 amino acids)
Source: RefSeq, a predicted model, not a curated record